AUCAUGUCAAAGUGACUUUAAAAAAAUACAUUUCUAAAUUACAAGUACUAUUUAAAGAAAAAUGGCUGAAGAAGAAGAACAAACAGCAAAGAAAGAUAAAAAAGAAAAGAGCACUAGAGUUCACGUAAGAAUAGGCAAACCAUUUCCCGUGCACUGUUUCGAGAAAGGGAAAAAAUCAAGCUGGUCUAAUUAUUUAUCUGCCCUACCAACUAUUCCAGAGAAAACAGGUAAAUACACCCCGAUGCCAUACACUUUCAGAUUACCACCAUCCCCUAAGCCCAUUCAAGUGAAAAACGUAAUAGCCAAAUGUCCUCCGUUCUAUGUUCUUCUGGAUCACGCCAUAGCCGUGAUAUGGAUGGUAUUUUCCGGUGAGAAAUACGACUGUCCUUUAGGCAUUGCUCAACUGCAAUGGGCCUUGGCUUUCUUAAAAACUAUAUACGCUAGGACAGGAGAACGACCAAAAGAUGUGGAGGUGUGCGUGGAAGCAAUCGAAGAUAUUCUUAUAGACCGUUACGCAGCUUUGUCCAAAGAAAUUGAUAAAGUGGACAAAAUCAAUGAACGUUCCGACUUCACUGACGGAGCUCUUCAUUCCAAAACUGUAAAGAAAAUAAAUCUGGACAAAUUUGUUUUCUCCAAAAAUUACGAAGACCUUGCAGCUCGAAUGGAACCUGACGAUCUUAGCAAAGUCCCUUCUAUAACAUCUGAAGCUGCCCAAGAAGAGUUAGACAACCUAAAGAAAGCUGCAGGAGUGGAGUCUAUCGAAAAACUGGACACGGUAUCGAAAGACAAGGCCGUUAAUGUUUUGAAGAUGUGGUACCAGGAACAAACUGGAAAGAUUAAGGAAGAAGUGAAGAAGCUCAAGUCCAUUCAAGAACAAAUUCAACAUGUUAAUAAUGCAAACAUAGACUUUUUGGAUGCAGCGCAGAUGGAAACGUUCUUUGAAGAAUAGUUUGAUAAUUUUGUAAAACUUAACAGUUACAAUCAUAUAUAGUUUUAAAGUUUUUUAUUAUAUUACUAAGGUCAUACGGAAUAAACAAUUUA
Molecule: messenger RNA, 1041 nt
Organism: Sitophilus oryzae (rice weevil)
Lineage: Eukaryota; Metazoa; Arthropoda; Insecta; Coleoptera; Curculionidae
Exons: 1
Coding region: 62-949 (295 amino acids)
Source: RefSeq, a predicted model, not a curated record